AGUGUUCAUUUUAGACUCCACACACACACACACACAAAGUACAAUAUUUCACUACUUCCUCCACCCCAUCACCAUGGAAUGCAGUAAUCACAAAACCACCACUACAAUUUCUUCAAUAACUUCAUCAUCUUCAUUUUCUAAUACUUUAUCUGCCACUACAACAAAUGGAUUAUCUCCCAUAAACAGCAUAUUAUCAACUCCUCCUAAUUCACCACCGCCAGUUAUUCUUUCUCCCUGUGCUGCCUGUAAAAUCUUGCGUAGGAGAUGUGUUGAGAAAUGUGUGUUGGCACCUUAUUUUCCUCCUACUGAACCCCUUAAGUUCACCAUUGCUCAUAGAGUCUUUGGUGCUAGUAACAUCAUCAAAAUGUUGCAGGAGCUUCCGGAGGAACAAAGAGCAGAUGCAGUGAACACUAUGGUGUAUGAGGCAAAUGCGAGAAUAAGAGAUCCAGUUUAUGGCUGUGCUGGUGCUAUUUGCCAAUUGCAAAAGCAAAUAAGUGAGCUUCAAGCAGAAUUUGCAAAGGCACAAGCAGAAAUCUUGAAUUUGAAAUGCCAAAAUUCUAAUUUACUGGCCUUAGUUUGCAUGGAAGUAUCAGAGUAUCAAGAAAAUAGCAGCAGCAACAACUUAUUAUCUUCAGAUCAUAUUAAUGACUAUGGAAAUAAUACCGGCAUGUUUUUGGAAGAUAACAGUGUAUAUGCAGCUUGGGAACCACUUUGGACAUGAUUAAAUAAUGUUUGGUCAACGCUUCUACUAAAAAGUUUAUUUAGAAAUAUUUUAGAAUUGUCCCCCAAGAAAAAGGGGUAGAAAAAGUUAGUGACAUACUUUAAAUUUUAAUAAAUAUAUGUAAUAUCAAGUAAUAGGAAUUUGAAGAAAUCAGAUGUAAUUCAUGAGAGACCUACUUUAGUUUUUAUUUGAAGAAGAAAUAUAGACGGAUGUUACUACUUUAAUUUCUUUAU
Messenger RNA from Lycium barbarum (goji berry), 954 nucleotides. Its product is annotated as LOB domain-containing protein 1-like. The record is from RefSeq and is a predicted model, not a curated record. The coding region runs from base 74 to 721 and encodes 215 amino acids. NCBI's taxonomy places the organism in Eukaryota, Viridiplantae, Streptophyta, Magnoliopsida, Solanales, Solanaceae. The transcript is spliced from 2 exons.